AUGUCCUACCCACCCGCCGCAUAUCCGUUUCUGGCGAUUCUGUACACGGCCACCAACUUCAAAGAUCUCGCAACACCCGUCGCAAAGUCUCUGGGCAUCGCUCUCGGAACAUCCCUAGCGACCGUCAUUCCCCUCGUCCUCUUGACCCUCAACUUCCAAGCAAAGGGUGUCGCCAGCUUCCUCCGCGGCCUCGAUAUCCGUCUGGGUUCAGUUUCGGUGUUGGGAAUAAGGCUCUCGAAAUGGAUCGCGCUUCUUCUGUGUAUGGGCGAGGCGUCGCUGGUGGUCAUGCUCACGCUGGGGAGCAAACUGGAUUCGACUCGCGUUGGCCUUUUCGACGAUGUUUUGACCAAGCGCUCUAACGUCCGAAUCGGCCCCUACGUCGCGGACCCCAAAGCCGUCCUCCCCACCCCCGAAACCCCUACCGCGCUCUCCGCCCAACGCCAAAGCAUCCACGAAUUCGCCCAACUCGCAACCUACCGCCCCAACGCCACCGACAUCUUCCACCCCUCCCGCAUCCCCCGCGCCGCCCUCGGGUACGCCCUCGAGUUCGUCCCCGUCGUCGGCCCUUUAGCCUACGCCUACCUCGAGUGCGAGCGAACAGGCAUCGAAGCUCACCACCGCCUGUUCACGCUGAAGAAGAUGCAGCCGGAGGAACGGGGCGAGUGGGUGUUGAGACAUCGGGAUGAGUAUUCACAGUUUGGGUUUGUGGCCGCGGCGCUGGAGGCUGUCCCGAUAGUCUCGACUGUAACUAAGUUUACGAAUGCGGUGGCGGCGGCGAUGUGGGCGGCGGAUUUGGAGAAGAGGCAGGAGCAGUUGAGGGCAAAGAAGGGGUUUGCGGGGAAGUGA
This is a messenger RNA of Fimicolochytrium jonesii, 846 nucleotides long. RefSeq lists its product as uncharacterized. Bases 1 to 846 code for a protein of 281 amino acids. Lineage: Eukaryota; Fungi; Chytridiomycota; Chytridiomycetes; Spizellomycetales; Powellomycetaceae. The record is from RefSeq and is a predicted model, not a curated record. The transcript is spliced from 3 exons.